AUGGAUGAGAAGAAAAGAUACGCGUGGUUAGAACUGUACAGGGAGAGAAACACCACAACAACCUACGACCAGCUGAACAUAACCGAGCCCUUUAACGAAUUCUUUGAUGGUGUUUUAAAAAUUCAUCCAAGCCCAGAAAUAAAGAGAAUGUAUAUUACAUCUCUGCACUUAAUAGGGUUUUUAACCAUACAGAAGAGAAUUAAAAUGUCCAUAUCAAGAAAGAUAAAAAUAAACCCGAGCGAGGCAAGCAUACUUGAGCUGCGGGCGGAGGAGAUAUUUUGGUGCGCAACAGUCAACAUUCCAAAGCCCUUCAUGUUCUCGGCGCUCCCCGAGCUGACGAUGCCUGGCGAGUUCUACGCGAAUCUGGAGGAAAUCCUGUAUGAGGUCAUCCGACUGAAGAGGGCUGGAAAGAUAUCGCACGAGAGCUAUUCCCAGUACAAGAUACUUAUGGGCGCUCUAAACAACGAGCAGAUUCGGAGCAGGAACACGUUUUUGCGCGACAGGUUCACGUACAAAAUACUGCAUCCUGUUUUCAAGCUGUUUAUGCGGAUGCGGAGAAACGCAAUCGCAGAGAGCUACUACCGAGGGUAUGAAAUGGCGUACUUUUUGAACCUGUAUUACAAAGAAAGGCUGCACGACCCCACGCCAAUCGCGCUGGAGGACAUAGAGUUUUUGUCGGAAAAAACAGGAGGCAAGUCCGGCGAGCACACGCUGGACGAAGACUCUACCGAAAACUACGAAAGAAGAAUAAUUGACCGAAAGUUUGUCCUGAUCAUGCACGCUCUUGUUGGCAGGUUUAUGAAAGAGCUUGACAUGCCCCGAAAAGUAGAGGCCUAUGCCAUAAACGUGCUGCAGGUCUUUCUCCUGAAGGAGCCCUUCCUGGGGUACUUUAAAGACUUCUCUGCGGAAAUAGUCAUUGUGGGCAUCACAUACAUAGCAAGCCAGGUGCACAAGAAGGACAUAAGCGUGCGAAGGAUCCACGAGAUAUACCGGUCCUUUGGGUUCAUAACCACCUUCCACAUACGAGAGGCCCGCAAGCUAAAGGUCUCAAUAGAAGAGGUCAUUCAGAACCUGAUUGUGAAAACAUACAACAUUCUGCUGCCCUGCAUUGUGAAGACCCUCAAAGCGAAGAGCCAGACUCUGCAAAGGGAGGAGUCGCCCAGGAUGGACCAGUCAAGCGCGAAGUACAUGCUGUCGCCACUGUCUGGGCGAAUGAGCCAGAUAGUGCCUGUCCCCACAACCUCAAAGAAAGUCCUUUUCCCCGAGAAAAAGGUAAGGGAGAUCAUGUAG
Nematocida major is the source of this 1290-nucleotide messenger RNA. RefSeq lists its product as uncharacterized. The coding region runs from base 1 to 1290 and encodes 429 amino acids. The record is from RefSeq and is a predicted model, not a curated record. Lineage: Eukaryota; Fungi; Microsporidia. The transcript has a single exon.